AUGUUCUAUCGAAUUCACAGGCUGAAACUCCUCACAUACAACCGCCUCUGGUACCCUUUCGGCUCUCUUCCAGGCGUGCGAGCUUCAAAUCACCAAGACUCGGGACACCCAUGUCUUCUGAACAAGCCAUCAAUCAAAAGGAAGCUGUUCUGUCAAACACCCACUGGAGCUCUCACUUAA
Echinococcus granulosus is the source of this 180-nucleotide messenger RNA. RefSeq lists its product as hypothetical. The record is from RefSeq and is a predicted model, not a curated record. Bases 1 to 180 code for a protein of 59 amino acids. Lineage: Eukaryota; Metazoa; Platyhelminthes; Cestoda; Cyclophyllidea; Taeniidae. The transcript has 2 exons.